Cokeromyces recurvatus is the source of this 1615-nucleotide messenger RNA. RefSeq lists its product as uncharacterized. Gene Ontology annotation, cellular component: nuclear body; RecQ family helicase-topoisomerase III complex. The transcript is spliced from 4 exons. The record is from RefSeq and is a predicted model, not a curated record. Lineage: Eukaryota; Fungi; Mucoromycota; Mucoromycetes; Mucorales; Mucoraceae. Gene Ontology annotation, biological process: resolution of meiotic recombination intermediates; double-strand break repair via homologous recombination. The coding region runs from base 13 to 1566 and encodes 517 amino acids.
AUGCGUUAAAUAAUGUCUACCGAUGAACCACCAGCUAUUCUUUUACGUUGGUGUAAAGAUCGAUCUGGCAUUCGGCUUAAACCCAACUAUUUCAAAGCUUGGUACGAUGCCAGUACAAUAAAAUCAACAAGCACAACAGAGGCCCUCUAUAAUGAUCUCAUUAAUGACUUUCUUCAUAAAGAUAUAUCAGAGACUUCAGAAUCCGUGAUUGAAGAUAAUUUUGGGCAAUCAGUCGUCGAUAUCUUUCCAGCUACUCACUUACGCUCGGAUGGUGUUGUUUUGCAGAUCCAAGACACAAUCGACAUUAGUAAUUCUGCUUAUUCACUUUUGAACAAUUUAAACAACCUGGUGCCAGUACGACAUACCUAUGUUGAGCGCAGCGCCAAUGAAGAAGUCGAGUUUUCUAGAGGUAUGUUACGUUGGACGUUAACGGAUGGAACAAAGCAAAUUCAAGCAAUGGAGAUGGAAACUAUACAUGAAUUAGAUCUGAAAACACCUUUUGGUUGCAAAUUGCUUAUUAAGAAUUGUCAAGUAAGAAGAGGCAUGUUAUUACUAAACAAAAAUAACGUAAAAGUUUUGGGAGGCAAUGUCCCAGAAUUAUAUGGAGGCAAUAUGAUAAAUGAAUUAGAAAGACGAUUGAAGGCCAAACUUGGAUUACUUGUUGAAGAAGAUAAUCCACCUACAAAAUCAAAUCAUUUGAUGAUAGAAAAUCGCUCACAACCAACUAUCACACGAACUAUUCAAAGCCCUGAUCUUGUGGAUGAAAUUGAAGAUUUUGAUGACGAUGAUAUUGAUUAUAGCAUGCUUGAAGCCUUUGAAAAUAGGAUGGACGUUGAUAAAGUGGUUGAAUCAAUAGAGAAUCAUGCAUUAGCGAUACCCUCUGAUGAUCCUAUAUUGGACAAUGAUGAUUUUAUGGACCCACCUAUAUCACCACGUAGAACUGCUCAAGAGGUUUCAAUGCAAUCUCUUUCCCCAUCUAAGCGCAUGAGAACUGAAUCAGAAAUAAUGGCCUCACAAGAGGAAAGUCAAGAGCUGUCAUGGGUAGAUGCAAGUGUAUGGGAUAGUAUGAAUGAAUUAGAAAAAUGUCAAGCUAUUAUGGAAGUGGACAAAGAUGGUAAAGCACAUUGUUCUUUUGAAGUUCUUCAAAAGACUUUGAAAUCAAUGGAACAACCUAAUUAUGCAGGUCAUGUAGCUGAUACAGUCAUUGUCAAAGUGAAAUGUAUAAAGCUAGCUACAUUACGUAUGUCAACUAUUCAUGGAUUUUAUUUAGAAGUAGAAAUAGGAGAUCCUGAAGAUAAAGUGAAAGGAACUGUUAAAGUAGUUUUUAACAAUGAGAUUUUAACAAGAUUACUUGGAGUUAAGCAAAAAGAUGUAAUUGAAUUAAACAAGACAGGUGGUAAGAAGGCAGUAGCAAAACAGAUUUUUAAACCAUUUGAAACAAAAGUAAAGUCAACAUUGGCAAAGUUAGAAAUUGAUUUAACAGUGCUUGAAAGUGAAGCCUCUAAAGAAGGAUCAGAUUCCAAGUCAUUAAUGCCACUUGUCAUCGGAUAUGAACCAUGUACAUAAGCUCCUAUACCCACUCCCUCUUCCUCUCACUCACUCACUCACUCACUCA